CUAAACCCAUAGAUCGAUGACUAAACCUGGUACUAAACCACAAUAAAUAAUACUGCAAUACUAGGGUAAAAAAUAAAAAUUCCAUUAUUUAGCAAGAUGAUUUUGAGAAGGUUUCAUAGAAUUGCCAAGUGUAUAGAUGUCAGCCAAGAAGUAAGAAAUGCUUUAGAAGCUAAAAGGCCAGUUGUAGCUUUAGAAAGCACAAUCAUUACUCAUGGAAUGCCUUUCCCCCACAACAAAGAGACUGCUCUGGAAGUUGAAAACAUAGUUCGGGAACAGGGUGCAGUACCAGCCACAAUUGCCAUUAUAAACGGCAGAAUUAAAGUUGGAUUGUCACUAAAAGAAGUUGAAUUACUUGCAAGCUUGAAACCAAACAGUGAAGUUUUAAAAACAUCUAGACGAGAUUUGGCUUAUGUUAUCAGUAAGGGGCUCAGUGGAGGAACCACAGUAUCUGGAACCAUGUUGACGGCUCAUUCCGUGGGAAUCAAAAUAUUUGUUACUGGAGGGGUCGGGGGAGUGCACAGAGGAGGGGAAGAUACGAUGGAUGUCAGCGCAGACCUGACGGAGUUAGGACGUACACCUGUCACUGUCGUCUGUAGUGGAGUCAAGUCUAUACUGGACAUUGGACGCACACUGGAAUAUCUAGAAACGCAAGGAGUGUGUGUGGUAGUGUACGGUUCAAGCAGACAGUUCCCAGCAUUCUACUGUGAGAAGAGCGAGUUCUUAGCUCCGUACAGUCUCAGCACACCAGAGGAGGUGGCAGCCCUAGUACAGUCUCAGCAGGAACUACAGCUGCAGAGUGGAACACUGCUGGCAGUGCCUGUACCCAGGGAGCACCAGCUGAUUGAUGAUGCUUCAAUGGAGACAGCCAUUCAAAAUGCUCUCAAGAUGGCUGAAGAGAAAAACAUCAAAGGGAAAGAUGUCACUCCCUUCAUCCUGGAGCACUUGAAGGAUGUCACUGGUGGAAAAUCCUUGCAUACAAACAUCGCCCUGAUAAAGAAUAAUGCUAUGAUUGGUGCCAAAGUAGCUGUUGCUCUUGCAGAUAAAACCUCUGGGAGUAUAAAUAAAGACACAGUCAAACAACCAGAAUUUAACAACAUAAAGCGCCAAACAUUUCCAAACAUACAUUCAUCUUCAAGAGCUACAAAACUACGACCUAUUGUCAUUGGAGGAUCAAACAUGGAUUCUGUAGUGUCUGUGAAAGAACCGUUUAAGGUGGAGGGGCGCACAUUGCAGGGACAUAUCCGUUCGAGUGGAGGUGGCGUGGGACGUAACAUAGCAGACGCACUGGCCAAACUGUCACCCUAUCUCCAGCCUAAACUCGUCUCUGCAGUCGGGGACGAUUUGUACGGCACUUACCUCAUAGAGCAAACUGUCAACCACUUGGAUCACAGUGGAGUGUUGGUUUCCAAGCAGCAGCAGACAGCCAGCUACACCUGUGUGUUGGACCAUCGUGGAGAGAUGAGGUUAGGAGUGGGCGACAUGUCUAUCCACGACGUCAUUACUACAGAACAUGUGAGCAAAUAUCUGCAAGAUCCUCUGGCAGUUGUCAUUGAUGGGAACAUUCCAGCAGAGACAAUAUUUUUUGUGCUUGAACAUUGCUCCAAGUAUGGUAUUCCAGUGGUGUUCGAACCCACCGACGUAUCGAAAGCUACCAUUCCGUUCAUGUGUGAUGCUUGGAAGGGCAUUAGUCUUAUAACACCCAACAUUAAAGAGCUGAGAAAAAUUGCCACCUUUGUAGGGUUGGAUGUAGGUUCUGGUGAAGACCAAGUCACCAGCCUAGAAGAAGUGGUGAGUAUGGCGUCGCCUCUGGCAAAACACAUACAAACUGUCAUGGUUACAUUGGGAGCUCUAGGGGUGCUGAUGGUUGGUAGACCGAAUCCUGGAGCUUCAGUUACUGCUAGAUACUACGCUUGCUCUCCUCUCGACCAUGUACAGAGUGUAUCAGGAGCUGGGGACUGCCUGGCCGCAGGCGUCAUCAGUGGUAUGUUGGCCGGUCUGACUGAGGCUGAAUGUGUAUCUGUGGGGUUGGCCGCAGCUCACGACUCACUGCAUAGCUUCACCGCAGUUCCGCAGCAGUUCUCUACGCAGCCAAAACCUGUUCAGUUCUCUCUGGUAGAGAGCACUCUCAAGAGAUCUCUGUUGUAAGAAGGUUUUGGCGAAGAGCUGUGAAAAUCAUUCCAAUCGAGCUUCCACAAUAGACUCCACAAACACAAACCAUCAAAGUAACAUGGAAAGUGUGCAAAGUGGUUGUGUUACAUUGCUGCACCAGUUUAUUAUACCUUAGAGAUUAUGUGUAUCUACCAUACUGCAAAUAUACAUUUUCUUUUGGAAAAUUGGGAUACUUUAAAAAAUACUGAAAUAAGUUACAUACGAAAAUAGGAAUACUAUCAGAUAUUUCCACCAGUUCAAAUAUUUUACUGUAAUUACAAAAAUACAAACACUCAUAAUAUUGGCAUAAAUUGAUGAGUACUCACAGAAUGUACAUUGACUCUCUACAAUUGGUUUGAAAAAGUUAGUACUUUUUCCUUUGUCCAAAAUUUGAUCAGUAUGGACACAAUUUUAUUUUAUUCCCACUGAAUGAAUGGGAAUAGAAGUCUCUCAAUUUAUAGAAAAGUUCAGUUAUAUCUAGCUAGUUUUAUAAAUCAAAGCCGAUAAAUAUACAUUUAUUUAUUUUGGACAAGUGGUUAAGGGAAGGUUUAUUGUGGAGAGUCACGGAGUAAAUAGAGGGUAGGGACUAGUUUGUCUCCUGCUGGUAAGUUCUUUCAAAUAAACACAGGGAAUUAUGUAGUUCUUACACUUAAGUGAUGCUUAUUUUAAUAAUUUUUGUUAAUAAAAGAAAAAUGAAUUUUUCUACAAAACUAUUUUUAAGUGGUUAUAGCUUAUAUGUCCUAUACUAUUGAAACUUAAGGCUUUAAUGGAUCUGUGUGUGUUAUAGGUUGAUGUGCCUAAAUAGUUGAUAUGAACUUUUAGUUUCAAUCAAUUAUUGUAUUAUCAAAUCCUAUAGGUGAAAUCAAGACUUUCACAAUAACUAUUUUAAUUUUUUUGAAGACUAAGCAACAUUAGUUUUAAGUCAAUAAUCCAGGUCAAUUUAUGUUUUACACCUAUGUGAUUAUA
This is a messenger RNA of Macrosteles quadrilineatus (aster leafhopper), 3114 nucleotides long. RefSeq lists its product as uncharacterized. The transcript is spliced from 17 exons. Bases 97 to 2145 code for a protein of 682 amino acids. Gene Ontology annotation, molecular function: pseudouridylate synthase activity. Lineage: Eukaryota; Metazoa; Arthropoda; Insecta; Hemiptera; Cicadellidae. The record is from RefSeq and is a predicted model, not a curated record.